Messenger RNA from Dinoponera quadriceps, 2533 nucleotides. RefSeq names its product retinal homeobox protein Rx1-like. Bases 198 to 1046 code for a protein of 282 amino acids. The transcript has 5 exons. Lineage: Eukaryota; Metazoa; Arthropoda; Insecta; Hymenoptera; Formicidae. Gene Ontology annotation, biological process: positive regulation of transcription by RNA polymerase II. Gene Ontology annotation, molecular function: RNA polymerase II cis-regulatory region sequence-specific DNA binding; DNA-binding transcription factor activity, RNA polymerase II-specific. The record is from RefSeq and is a predicted model, not a curated record.
GGUGCGUGCUGUUGUUCGAGAUGCACUUUACGGUGAAGGACACGUGUGCCACACGGUUUCGUCGCGCGAUCACUGAGCUGUAGCGAGGUCUGCACGGCGGAAUCACUCGCGAGGAGGACCUCGAGUCAUCGGGAGGGCGGUGUCACUCCAGCUGGAAGCGAUCUCCUGCGAGAAGUCCUCCGACCGGGUCCCCGACAAUGGAUUCUCAGCAGCUUGUCGACUCGGCCUCUCAAAAUAGUCAGGACAUCGUUUUACCAAAACCGGCCAGCAGCACCCCAAGGCACAGCAUCGACGCGAUUCUCGGAUUGGCCAGCCAUAAAAGGACUCAUCAAGAGAUGGAGGACACCAGCCGCGACACGCAAGAGAACACUGGUGAGAACAGCUGCAACUCGACCGGCGGCGGCAGCGACGAGGAACUGGGCGCGGGCUGCGGGGACGACAUAAACGGCAACGGGGGCAAGAAGAAGCACCGUCGCAACCGGACGACCUUCACGACCUACCAGCUGCACGAGCUCGAGCGGGCGUUCGAGAAGUCCCACUACCCGGACGUCUACUCCAGGGAGGAGCUCGCCAUGAAGGUUAACCUCCCGGAAGUUCGUGUCCAGGUUUGGUUUCAAAAUAGACGAGCCAAGUGGCGCAGGCAGGAAAAGAUGGAGGCCGCGAGACUGGGCUUGAGCGAGUAUCAUCAUGCCGCCAAUAUGAGAAACGUCGCCGGUCCGGCGCUGGGUCUACCAGGGGACCCGUGGCUUGCGCCGCCAGGAUUGCUGAGCGCGCUACCCGGCUUCCUGGCAGCACCUCACACAGGAUACCCCAGUUAUCUAACGUCUCCCAGACGAUUACCGUCGCCACCGAAUGUCGGCGCCGUGGCUAAUCCCGUUCCAGGGUCCCUGGCCAGCAGCAUGGCGAGCAUAACCGCCGGCGGCCACGUGCAACCACCGCCGCCGAGUCCGCCGGGGCACGAUCCUCGCACGACGAGCAUCCAGGCGCUCAGGAUGCGGGCCAAGGAGCACGUCGAGAGCAUCACCAAAGGUCUGCAGAUGGUCUGAAGGUUAACCGAAGAUUCGCUAAGGGCGCGCACCGCUGUCAGCCACCGCGGCCUGGCCGCGCCAGCGACGGCGUGACGAGGGGAAGCGAAAGCAGCUCUUCGCCCGGACACUUCUCGAUCCUGAAGAGUCACUAUCGAGAAGGAGGAGCAGCGGCAUGUCGACCGACGAGAGCGAGCGAGAGAGAGAGAGAGAAAGGAGGAAAGAGAGAGAAGCAGGGGAAAUGGAUGCAGUUUAUCCGGCGACGGGUCGCGAAACCGAAUCCACCGACGAAGGUGCUGGACGCAGGGACGCUUCACGGGGGAAGAGGGUGAUCGUCGAACGCGCGGCGAAUGGUCCCGACGAUUGCGAGGUGGAAGCGCGAGAGGAAAAUCUCUCACGCUCGUCGUCGAUAGUUACCAAAGGGACGAUUCGUCAGGUGGUGGUGAUGACGCGAGGACGUAAUGUGUCGCGAUCCGACGAUCGGCGGGUGUCGUCUUGGACGACGAUUGUAGAGACAAUCGAUGCAGGUGCACCUAUGAUCGAUGAGCAUGUGUUCAUGGUUGGGAGUGCCGAAUGUUGUGGGCUAACUCGUUGAGGUGCACACUCGUGGUAGAGUUCCGACGUCGGGGAAAAAUCGAGUCUUUCGCUUUCGAGGUAGCGCCGUACAAAUAACAUGGUCAAAUUUGUGAAUAGGCAAAAAGGAAAGAGAGAGAGAGAGAGAGAAAAUAAGACGUUCGCGAGUCUCAACGACCGUUUCCCCUUCGGACGUAGUCGCGUUGUUCCGGUGCUUUUGAUAUCAUUGAACGACGGUAGUCACUGGAAUAGCGGGCCCGAUAUAGAUUCAAGCUCACGUUCACGUUGACCGGCGAGAAAGAAGCAUUCCUGAGCGCGGGUCGCGCGCGACAGUGCGCGUCGAAUAAUUGCGCGCGCUCGGGGCUUGGCUCUAAGCCGGUAUUGUGCAAUAGACGAAGCGGAAUGAUUACGUCGCGCGAAACUUGUCGCGUCGAGCGAGGUGGGCGUACGAUGAAGACAGAACCGAUUAAUUUUUAAUCGUUAUCACCGCAACUUACCGCUCUCUCAUCGUGAUUGCUCGUAUUCCGAGUUAUUUUCUAAAAAAAAAUGGAAAAAAGAAGGAAGGAGAAAAGAGCGUCCUUAAGAGCGAAAAGAGAAAACGUUCAUCCCCUCCCAGCCGUCCUCUUCGGUUCUCCCCGAGCGAAUUACUUUCGAAGCGCUUGAAUAUUGGAUCGCUGAGAUUGGGAAUUAUAACGCACGUGUGAUUUCGUUGUCGUUGCUGGACAGAGGUAAACAUUGCCUAAUUUUAUAAAGCGAGUAUCGCGCUGAUGUACAUCAAUCGCCGCGAAACACAAUGACAGUCAAUUUAAACUUGUUUCUAGCCCCUCCUCCCCGUCCCUACCUCGCCCGUUAACGAAUUCAUUAAUAUGUGUGAUUGUGAAACUAUGAAAUACAAAUGCGGCACAUGCGGUGUAUUCCGUGUGUAUACACAUGCA